This is a messenger RNA of Pantherophis guttatus, 13946 nucleotides long. RefSeq names its product protocadherin 19 (gene PCDH19). The record is from RefSeq and is a predicted model, not a curated record. Lineage: Eukaryota; Metazoa; Chordata; Lepidosauria; Squamata; Colubridae. Gene Ontology annotation, biological process: homophilic cell-cell adhesion. Gene Ontology annotation, cellular component: plasma membrane. Gene Ontology annotation, molecular function: calcium ion binding.
UUUUUUGGGGGGGGGGUUUGGCUUCGCUACUCCUCCUUUUUGCUCCGUCUGGAGGUGGGGAGGGGACGGACAACGCGGACGAUGAGCUGCGCCAGCAAACUUUCCUCGCUGCUGCUUUGUUUCCUGCGGCGCUGGGCUGCUCGGAGGAUGCUCAACGCCAGAUAAUGAGGAUGGGGGCCCCGCAAGGAGCCGCCGCCGGGAGGAGACCGGGAGGAGAAGCAGCAGCAGCCCGGCAUCGCUGCCAGCGGCGCUCCUGAGUGCCUUUUUUCCACCAUCGCCCCCCCCCCCGACGCCCUGCUUCCCACCUGCCCAGCUGAGAAAGCUUUCGAGGACCCCUGACAGCCCCCCACCCAUCAUCCUUGCCUUGCAAGCCGGGGGGGGGCAUUCCUCUCCGCUGCCAGCUGCGGGUUUCUUCUUUGCCCACGGACAGAGAAAGAGAGAAGGAAGGGAGGAGGAAGAGGAGGAGGAGGAGGGGGGUCCGGCGUGUCUCCUCGCCCCCCACCCUCGCCUCCCCGAUGCCUCCCCCAACGCAUCCGACGAUUUGGGACCGCGAUCGCCGCCUCGCCUUCUUUCGGAUGGACUUCCAGAGCUAAAAAAGAAACAAAAAAACUCUCCGGAAAGGUUUUCUCGUCUCGCCGGCCUCCUUCCACGCGUGUCUCUCUCUACUCCCCCACCCAAACCUCUCCGUGACUUCUCCUGCGUGACUCCCCUCUAGUCUCCCUCCCUCCCUUCCCCAGCUCUUCGCCGUAUCUUAGCCUUAGUUACUAUCCCCUCCCUCCCUCCAUCCCCAUCUUCCACCGCCGUGGUCCCUUCUCCUUCCGCGGAAUUGGCUUUGCUACCUUCGUCCGUGGAUUCCCUUCCCCUUUCCCUUCCUUUCCUCCUCCUCCUCUUCCCAGGUACUCCACUUUCUUCAUUAAGGGUCUGUGCAAAUUGAGGAAGGGGGGUGGGUGGGGAGUGGAGACAGAGGAAGGGGUAAAGGUUUUUUUUUUUUUAAAGAUUUGCGCAUGCCAGGUGUAAGUCGGCUGAGGUCCCUCCUCCCCAAUUCAGGAUUGUGUGUGUGUGUUUUUUUCUUUUCUUUCUAAAAAAGAAUUGGAAAUAGAUUUGCGAAUUGUGUAACUCCUCCCGAUCUGGCGAGUGGAAGGGAAGCAUUUCUUCCCGGUUUUCCUUAAGGCUAGGGAGGUUGCUGAAUAAGGCGGUGCACCUGAGAGAGGGAGACAGACGCAGUGAAGACAUGAGCUUGUAAAGUAAACCCCCCUCCCCGUAGAACGGCUUCUUUUCUUUCCUUCCUUUCCCUCUGACUCACUCCUUCUUUCCUUCUGUCCCUUCCACAAGCCUUCCGACUUCCCCUCCUUUCCCAGGCACGAAAAUCAACAGGCAUCCGGAGAGAGACACAGGGAGGAGGAGGAGGAGGAGGUAGUGGAGGAGACACGGAGGGGGUGAACUAUGGAUAUUCUCUGCCCCCUCCUCCAAUUUCUGCUCGCUGUUUGGUGGUCUGGUGUAGGAGCUCUGAUCAACUUGAAGUAUUCCGUGGAAGAAGAGCAAAGAGCUGGCACGGUGAUUGCAAAUAUUGCCAAAGAUGCCCGAGACGCAGGCUUUGUGCUGGAUCCUCGGCAACCCACUGCUUUCCGAGUGGUGUCCAACUCAGCGCCUCACCUGGUGGACAUCAACCCUGGAUCAGGCUUACUAGUGACCAAGCAGAAGAUUGACCGGGACUUACUUUGCAGACAAAGCCCCAAGUGUGUGAUCUCUUUAGAGGUCAUGUCAAGCUCCAUGGAGAUUUGUGUGAUCAAGCUGGAGAUUAAAGACCUCAAUGAUAAUGCUCCCAGUUUUCCCACAGAUCAAAUUGCGCUGGAGAUCUCCGAGACAGCCAGCCCGGGGACCAGGGUACCACUUGAAAGUGCUUAUGAUCCAGACUCGGGCAGCUUUGGAGUGCAGAGUUAUGAGAUCACUCCCAACGAUCUCUUUGGCUUGGAAACCAAGACCCGAGGGGAUGGUUCUCGCUUUGCCGAACUGGUGGUGGAGAAGAGCCUGGAUCGAGAGACCCAAUCUCAUUACAGUUACAUGAUCACAGCUUUGGAUGGGGGGGACCCGCCCAACUUUGGAACGGUGGAGUUAACCAUCAGAGUCAUUGACUCCAAUGACAAUAACCCUCUCUUUGAAGAGCCCUCUUACACUGUUAGCGUGCUGGAGAACGUUCCUCCUGGCACACCGGUGAUCCGCCUCAAUGCCACAGACCCCGAUGAGGGCACCAACGGGCAGGUUUUGUAUUCCAUCCACAGCUACGUCUCCGAGAAGGCCAGGGACCUCUUCCAGAUCAACCCUCAGACCGGCUUGAUCACAGUCACUGGGGCGAUUGACUACGAAGAAGGUCACGCCUACGAACUGGACGUACAGGCUAAAGAUCUGGGUCCCAACUCCAUCCCAGCCCAUUGCAAAGUGACUGUCACUAUACAGGAUGCCAAUGACAACCCGCCCCUCAUUAACUUGCUCUCUGUCAAUAGCGAACUGGUGGAAGUCAGCGAGAACGCACCACCGGGCUACGUCAUCGCCUUGGUGAGAGUUUCCGACAGAGAUGCUGGUGCCAAUGGCCGAGUGCAAUGUAAACUGUUGGGCAACGUGCCCUUUCGCUUGCAGGAAUACGAGAGUUUCUCCACCAUCCUAGUAGAUGGACGUUUAGACAGGGAGCAGAGGGAUCAGUAUAAUCUAACCAUCCAAGCGAAGGACAAUGGGAUCCCUUCUUUGCAGGCCACAAAGUCCUUUACUGUCAAGAUCACAGAUGAGAACGACAACCACCCUCACUUCUCCAAACCUUAUUACCAGGUCAUUGUGCAAGAGAACAAUACCCCCGGGGCCUAUCUCCUUUCCGUUUCUGCCAGGGAUCCUGACCUGGGUCUAAAUGGCAGUGUCUCCUAUCAGAUUGUCCCAUCCCAAGUCAGGGAUAUGCCUGUUUUCACCUAUGUCUCCAUCAACCCCAACUCGGGAGACAUCUACGCCUUGAGAUCAUUCAACCAUGAGCAGACCAAAUCUUUUGAGUUCAAGGUCUUGGCCAAAGAUGGAGGCAACCCUUCCUUGCAAAGCAACGCCACCAUCCGAGUUAUUGUCCUGGACGUCAACGACAACACUCCCGUGAUAACAGCCCCUCCUUUAGUCAACGGGACCGCGGAGGUCUACAUCCCCAGGAACGCUGGUGUUGGCUACUUGGUGACCGUGGUCAAGGCAGAUGACUAUGAUGAAGGGGAGAACGGGAGACUUUCCUACGAGAUGGCUGAAGGGGAUCGAGGGUUUUUUGAGAUCGACCAGGUCAAUGGUGAGAUAAGGACCACCCGAGCCUUUGGGGAAAACUCCAAGACUACUUACGAGCUGAUUGUCGUGGCCCACGACCACGGGAAAACGUCGCUUUCGGCAUCGGCCUUGAUUUUGAUAUAUCUUUCUCCAGCCCUGGAUGCCCAAGAAUCCAUAGGAUCUGUAAAUUUGUCCCUGAUUUUUAUUAUUGCCCUGGGUUCCAUUGCUGCCAUUCUGUUUGUCACCAUGAUCUUUGUCGCUGUCAAAUGCAAACGGGAUAACAAAGAAAUCAGGACUUACAACUGCAGAAUUGCAGAGUACUCCUACGGCCACCAAAAGAAAUCCUCCAAGAAGAAAAAAAUCAGCAAGAACGACAUCCGCCUAGUGCCCCGGGAUGUAGAGGAGACUGAUAAAAUGAACGUUGUCAGCUGUUCCUCCUUGACGUCAUCCCUCAACUACUUUGACUAUCACCAACAGACUCUGCCACUGGGUUGCCGCCGAUCGGAAAGCACCUUUCUCAACGUGGAGAACCAAAACAACCGGAAUGCCGGCUCCAACCACAACUACCACCACACCUUCACGGGUCAGGGACCCCAGCAACCGGAUCUCAUUAUCAACGGGAUGCCUCUCCCAGAGACCGAAAACUACUCGUUUGAUUCCAACUAUGUGAACAGCCGAGCUCAUUUAAUAAAAAGCAGCUCGACGUUCAAAGAUUUGGAGGGGAACAGCUUGAAGGACAGCGGGCACGAAGAGAGUGACCAGACGGACAGUGAACAUGAUGCUCAGCGGGGCCUCUACUGUGACACAGCUGUUAAUGAUGUUUUGAAUACCAGUGUCACCUCCAUGGGGUCUCAGGUGCCCGAACAAGAUCAGAGUGAAGGAUUCCACUGUCGAGAAGAGUGUCGGAUCCUUGGCCAUUCUGACCGAUGCUGGAUGCCUCGGAAUCCCGCCCCAGCCCGAGGCAAAUCUCCUGAACAUGGAAGGAACGUCAUGUCCCUCUCUAUAGGAGCUUCCACUGUGGAUACGGAGCUUUACGAAGACUCUACUGCAAAGAGAACUUUUGCAACAUUUGGCAAAGACAGGAGUGACCCUGUUUCUGAGGAACGGGGCCCGAUCAAUGUCAAAGGGAAAAGGACAUUGGAUCCACCCAUCUGUAGUCCAAAAGUGAACGGGGCCAUCCGGGAGGCUGGGAACGGUUGUGAGGCUAUCAGUCCCAUCACCUCGCCCGUCCAUUUGAAGAGUCCCUCGUCUAGCAAACCGUCGGUGUCCUACAGCCUAUUUCACUGCCCGUCCAGUCGCGACUUAGAGCCGUUUGUGACCAAUGGUCCCUCCAGGCCUACGGAAGCGGAGCCGAGGGGCGCGGACAGUGAGAAUACAGUGCAUGAAAUUAACCCUCUCCUACAAGAAUGUAGGGAGAAAGACUCGCCUGGCGUGAAGAGGCUAAAGGAUAUUGUACUCUAAAGCGGAUGGAAGGAAAAACGCCCUCACCAAACACGUCUCACCAUUUUUAAAGAGCUUACUGACAGUUCACCAGGCAAAGUUGCUGUAUUUAGAAGCUUUCCUUCAAUGUAUUGUUUAUAAAAAAAAAAAAAAAUGAAGCGAUCGUUAAUGUGACAAUCUCAUGUGGUUCAUCAGGGGGCUAGUGAAGCAAAACGAACACCGUUUUAUUUUCCUUUUCCCCCUAUUUCUUCUCUAGCGGGGUAAGUGACGUUAGGGCCCUUCGGUUGACGGAAGUAUUAUCCGCAAAGUAUUUUUUUUUUCCCCCCCUGUAUUUUUCCAGAUCAAGCAACCUUGGCAAGAAAUGGGUUGACAGUUGGGUCUCCCGUGAGUUUUUUUUGUGGGGUGAAAAAAAGCCCUCCGAUUCCGUCUUAGGCGAUGUGUAAUGCGGUGCCCUUGAUUUUAGACGGGGGCGGCUAUGCGCUAGGAACUUGGUUGUGCUUAUUUCAGGACCUCUUGAUGUGGGCAAAGUGCCUCCCUUCUCCCUUCAUUAGGGUUCAGUGUGGGAAUAAAAACCAUUUGUAGUCUAUCCCUAAUCCUAUGGAGCUUCUGAUCUGCCCUGUAUCCAGAGUGAAUCCAUAUUCUAAGAUGGUGCUCUUUUGCUAUGAAUCACCCCCUCAGUCCGGAGAGCUUUCUGCUGCCACAUGCUUUCUCUGUACUAUUAUCGUAUUUGAUAUUGCAAACUCCUGUGUGUCGAGUGUUGGGGGGGGGGCGGUCGGGGAAAAACAAAAGGCGUUUCAAGUUUUUUGGGUUCCUUUUUUUUUUUUUUUGCUGUUGUAAUUGUGCUUGUGGUUGUGUUCUAUGAACAACAAUCUAAGACUUGGGGGAACCUGCAAAAAUUCAGCCCUUUCCCAGUUUCUGCUCAUUUGGCCAGGUGGUGUUUUUUUUUUUUUUUACAUUCUUCUUUUUUUCCUCCCCUUCUCUUCUUUGGUUUCUCUUAUCUCGUUUGCAAAGAUGCAAAAAGUGCUGACAUUUUUAGGAAGUCGAAUUCUUUCUUUCUUUUUCUUACAACCCCGAGGAAGGAGACGAUGUUAUUUCUCCAAACUUUGAUUUCCAGGCGUUGAACCUUGCCUAUAUAUUUAAACUCUUUUGGCUUAUCAAAGAGCCUCAGAGAAAUGAACUGAGCUUAUAACUUAAUAAGUGAGUCCUAAUAUAUCAGUGGUGCCCCAACCUCUUUGAACCAGUGACUGGUUUCGUAGAAGACAAUGGACUGGGUGGAAUGGGGAUGGCUUAGGUUUUGCUUGCUCGCCCGCUGCUUACUUCCAGCUGUGCGUCCCGGUUCCUAACAGACCGCAGACUGGUACCAGUCCAUGGCCUGGGAGUUGGGAGAACCCCUGUUAUAUAUACACCAUACAUAGGUCAGCGUUCCAUGAGUAUCUUAUUACGAGUAAUGCACUAAACUACGUAGAUUGUCUUGUUUGUAUGUAGUGUGGGUAAAGCCCAGUGGCCCAGAUCGUUGUACUUCUUGCUGGGCUAAAAUCUGCCUUGCAGUUUCUCAGAAGUGGUCCUUUCCUUGCCAAAAGACGCUUCUGUUUUUCUACCUUAAUUCUCAGGGUGCUUGAGAAUUUCCCUGGGUGGCAUUUCGAUCCCGGCUUUCUUGUGGAGAUGGUAGAGAAUGCUAUGGUUAGUGCUGUUAUUUUCUGUUGCACUUCCUUCCAUCACCCUGUCCAAACAUGCUUCCUAUUUGAAGAGACCAGGUUCUCUCCGGCCAGCUUCCCUUGAAAUUAAAGGUAACUUACAACUGGAAGAUAUCUGAUUUACGCUGUAAAGCUAGUCCUUGAUUUACAACUGCUCAUUUAGUGACUGUUCAAAAUGACGACAGCACUGAAGAAAGGGAUUCACGGCUGUUUUUUCACAUGGCCCGUUGCAGCAUUCCCAUGGUCGCGUGAUCAAAAAUUUGGAUGGUUGGCAACAGGUUUAUUUUUAUGAUUAUUGCAGUGCCCCAGGGGUCUCAUGAUCCCCUUUUGCGACAAGCAAAAGUCAAGGGGGGGCUGGUGGUGUCAGAUUCACCUAAUAACCAUGUUACUCAUUUAACAACCGGUUGUAAAAUAAGGCAAAACUCACUUAGCAACGGUCUCGCCUAGCAGCAGAAAUCGGGGGGGGGGCUCAUUGAUGGUUGUAACUCAAGGGCUGCUUGCAACGAGGUAGUGAUGGAUGGAAUGUGGUUGGUGGACCUUGGCACGCAUCCUUCUGCCACUUUGCAAUGAAAUCCAUAUAAGGAUAUCGCACGUCACCCAUGGAAGUUCUCCAAAAUUCUCCUUGCCUUUGAAAGAAAUGCGGACAUCAAAGUCCUUUUCAUCAAGCUGAAUGAGAACUGGUAGUAAAUAAUAAUAAUAAUAAUAAUCCAGAUUCCCAUCUCUGCCUGGAGCUAAUGGUACUACUGGCUUUCUAACAAGUUAGGAAGGGUAGCAGGUUUCAGAUUGGCUACAUGGACAAGACUGUUGUGGUUUUUGCAGAUGUUUGUACAUUACUGUUUCCACCCACCAACUUCUCCCAGUUCUACUCCUAUGGGCCCAGUUCAGUAGAUCACUCCUUUCUUCAGAAUGUCCAUAGUAGAGGCAGUUGAGAGGGCCAAAUUACCGUAUUUUUCGGACUAUAAGACACCCUGGAGUAUAAGACGCACCAAGAUUUUGAAGAGGAAAACAAGACAAAAUAGUUACUGGCCUCCGCGCGUUUGGUUUUUGCCCUCCCCGGCUCCCAGGAGCACUCUGCAGGCCUCCCAAACCCACUGUGUGUCCUGUUUUUGCAAAAAAUGGGCCUGUUUUUGGCAAAAAUGGGACGUGCAGAGCGGGGUUUCGGGAGGCCAAAAAUGGCUGUAUUCAGUGUAUAAAGCACACCAACAUUUCCAUCCUCUUUUAGGGGGAGGGAAAAGUGUGUCUUAUACUCUGAAAAGUACGGUAGUUUCUCAGAAGUAUUGUGAAACUACUACUUCUAAUACUUGUGAAAGGUUCGCUCUGGCUUCAAAAACAGGCCUCUCUUGCUGCCCAUUAUGUCAGAAUUUUCUGAUCUUCAGAUACAAGAGAUACGAACUCUCUCAUUCUCUCUGAGAUUAUCCACAGAUUCCUGCUAUGGUGGAGUUUGAGAGCCCAUAACAGAAAGGAAGGAAGCUCCACCAUCCUUUAGUGCAUCUGCCUCCUAAUUAAAAGCAUGCAACGACAGAAUUAGUAAUUUCCGAAGGAAUAAAUCAGGGAAGGCAGCUUGGUUCAUUCCUAACACCAGCGGUCCAACUGCUGGAAAGAUCAGUUACAGAUGUUAAAUUCAGGACAAGCAUCAGGCAACCGUUCAAAUGCCCAGCCCGUUUCCAUUGCGUGUGUUGUCAAGGUUUCAGACAAUCCAUUCAUCCUGCAUCAGGCUGAAGAUUUAGGGAACAAAAUAGCCAUUGGAAAGGGAGAACAAUUUCCAGGAUGAUCCCCUUGUGAAAGGGAGAACCAAAAAUGAAUAUAUUUGUGUGUUUGUGUGUGCACGUGUGUGGCCUUUUCAACUUCAGCAUUAAUUACAUUUCAUACCUAGAUUUAAGAAUAGGACAGGCACCCAAAGAACAAGUCGGGGACCUUCAACCCAUUUUGUUGUUGUUAGUUGCGAAGUCGUGUCCAACCCAUCGCGACCCCAUGGACAACGUUCCUCCAGGCCUUCCUGUCCUCUACCAUCCUCUGGAGUCCAUUUAAGCUCACGCCGACUGCUUCAGUGACUCCAUCCAGCCACCUCGUUCUCUGUCAUCCCCUUCUUCUUUUGCCCUCAAUCGUUCCCAGCAUUAGGUUCUUCUCCAGUGAGUCCUUCCUUCUCAUUAGGUGGCCAAAGUACUUGACUUCAACCCAUACCUGCUCUGAAAUAAGACUGUGAUGUUCUUGUGGGUUUCAUAGUGCCAAUGAUGAGUUUUAGAUCACAAGCUAGAAAGCAUGAAGGUGUGGCCAAUGAAGUCAUUGUAUAAAGAGAUCCGCAAAAUCUUAAAUAUGCACAUAUAAUGUUUGUGAGUUUGUCCUCUCCCGUAAGACAAAAUGAAAAUCUCUUCUCAACUGUGUUAAGAAACAUUUUAUUAAAAAGAGAGAGAGUGGCGGGGGGGGGGACAAAUUUAAACAGGGAUAGGGAUGAUAAUGUAGGAGGCACAGUGAUAGAACUGAUUUGACAUUUUGUCACCUUCCUUCUCCAGUUCGUGUUUUUCUGCUCCCAGCUUGCUUAAGAGAGACUAAAGAUCAAUGCGAUGGAAAGAUAUAUUGAGUUCUUUCAAAUAUUUGCUCUGUCAAUCAAAAGGGGGGGGAGUGUCUUGUGGAACAACUCUUAUGGCCUUUCCCUAGCUUUAUUUUUAUUUUUUUUAAAAAAAGGAAAAUUCUCCAGGUUUAUUUAAAUAUAUUUUUUAAAAGCUACACAAAAAUAACAUCCAUUUUUUUCCUUUUUCCUUUUUUUUUUGGUCCUGGAAAUCAAAUAAGCUUGGAGUAAUUUCUUUUUUUUCAAAAGAAGAGAAAAAAAGAGAGUUGAAAAAUAGAUAGAGCUGGGUGUUUUGCUUUGCCUUGUGUUUCUCACGCUGUCAGGAAAUUUGGAUUGCCUGGUUAUUUGAAUUUUUUAAAAAAAGAAAUCUGUAAUAAGAAUCACACACAGACCCUUUUAAUUGUUUGUAGGUAGCGUGCAAACUGCUGUAGGACUGCAGCAGAAGCAAAAAGAAAUAUUACUCAUGGAUACCUUUGGAAUAAAGAGGCCCCUUGUCCUCUGCCCCCUUUAUUUUAUUUUGCUUUGUUUCGUUGCAUUGCAUUGCACAAAGAAAAAGGAACAAUAGGGACAUAAUAAGAAAAAUAAGUCGAAAGAAAAAUAUGCCUGAAGGAAGAAUCUGUGGAACAGGGCAAAAGAUCAACCCGAAGUUGAGAAUCCAGAAGAGAUUAUUCCACAUCUCAUCUGUAAACAUUAUAGAGAUAGAGGAAGUGCAGGCGGGGGGGGGGUCUUUUGAAGGGGUGGAACAACUUGUAACCCUUGGAUUUAUUUUUUUUUUAGAUUUUUUAAAAAAUCCCACCUUUAUUAUUUUUAUAAAUAACUCAAAGUGGCGGACACACCUAAUUCUCCUUCCUCCUCCUAUUUUCCUCAUUACAAAAUUGUGUAAAUUGGAUUGAACUGAGAGAGAGAGAGAGAAAGAGAGGGGGGGGGACCUGGCCCAAAGUCACCCAGCUUAAUGCAGGACUACAACUCUCAGUCUCCUAGAUUCUACUCUGCUGCCUUCAAUACAAGACCAAACCAGGUCUCAAUGUUAAAUUACCAUGUCCAGAAGCCAACAGCACGCAUAAUAAACAGGGACGCUGGGCAUUUAGCUCAAUAUAAUCAGAGGAAGUCCUAGCUAACAGCGAUAUUGCCUUCCUCAAUCACAUCACACCCUGGGUUCUGAUUUAUGUUGAUAGCUAAGUAUGAAGUUCUUGCUUUUCCGUCUUCUAGAUUUUGACAAAGAACAGUUUUGUUUUGCAUUAUAUCUUCUCAUUAAGUCUGAAAAAUGAGACUGCAGUCCAAAGCUUUAGUGACAUCCUAGCUGCCUUGUGAGAAGUCAUGACGAGAUGUUGGCUACUCCCUAUCUUCAAAUGUUCCACACCAGGGGUGAAAUCCAGGAGGUUCUAACAGGUUCUGGAGAACCGGUAGCGGAAAUUUUGAGUAGUUCGGAGAACCGGUAGCAGAAAUUUUGAAUAGUUUGGAGAACCGGUAGCAGAAAUUUUAAGUAGUUUGGAGAACCGGCGGAAAUUUUGAGUAGUUCAGAGAACCGAUAAAUACCACCUCUGGCUGGCCCCAGAGUGGGGUGGAAAUGGAGAUUUUGCAAUAUCCUUCCCCCAGGAGUGAGGUGGGAAUGGAGAUUUUGCAGUAUCCUUCCCCUGCCACGCCCACCAAGCCACACCAUGCCCACCAAGCCAUGCCCACAAAACCGGUAGUAAAAAAAAUUGAAUUUCCCCACUGAUCCACACUGAGGGCAUUUCCACUAAGCAUUUUGGUCACUGUUUUUCUAACACUGUGUAUGCUUUGUGUAAAAAAAAGGGGGGAGAGGGGAAAUGGCAGACGGUUAGUGGAAGCAAUGAAAAUCAAGUUCCAAUGUAUGUUCUCCAUCUAACCAGCAUUCUUCAGCCUGGCUGGAGUUUUAGAUCCAGCAACUUGUCUCUGGCAUGGAAGUUUGACUGAUGGAUAUAGAAGGAUGGAAAUAAUUCUGCCUUGAACGUUAACAGAAAAUUGAUGUGCAAACUUUCCAGAAACUUCCUCCUGCUUCUGAUUUCACCUCUUCAAAGUGCUGUAUUUGUUCUCCUUUUUUUUUGAAGAGGCUGUCAGUCAAAGCUGCGGGCCCUGAUUCAAUUCUUUGCAAGCCUAGUUCCAUGCUUAAAAGCUGAUUGGAACAGCUGCCUGUAACAAUGCCAGCUUAUUCUAGGAAAUGAGCGAAGAGAAAGAGACAUUUCAGUGUCCUUAUCUGUGAACAAGUUGGUGAUUUUUGGAUGGCACCAAUCAUUUGACUGGGUUCACACUCUCACUGCAGUAAGGAAGCAGAGAUUUUGAUGCAGAUUCCAAUAUAGCUUUCUUUUUCUUUUCUUCUUCUUCUUUUUUUUUGCAGCGUGAGGCUAAAACAUUUGCAAAAAAUUAGGGAACGGCUUUUAAAGAGUCAGAUUAUUGCUUUUAUGUUUUCAACAUUUACUAUACUGAUUAAGUGUGACUUUCUAGGCAUAGGUGUCUGAUAAGACACCUUACACAAUGAUGUAAUCAUCAAAUGAAUAAUUGGUGUCAUUUGCACAGUUGUCAUUAUGAAAGAGGUGUCCCCUUGCUCUUCUCUUCCUCCUGCAGACAACCUUAUCUCCCAUGUUUUCAGGCAUCUUUCUCCUGGAAACGCCAGAAGUUGAACCCAGGAUCUCUUCCAUGCAAAAUACAGCCUUGACCUUCCAAUGGGUUUUCACUGGUUGUCACAUUGGGCUACAAUGUUUUUGCUUACGGCUUAGCAACUGAAGCAAAGCCAACUCUUUGUGAUUGUCAAACCUGGUUAGCACAGCAUGAGAACCUGGCCCCUUUUUAAGCAAACCAUGUUUCAGACCAUUUUUGUCCAUCUUGUUGCUCAUUUGUUGGGCCUGAGAAUUAGAUUGAAUCUUGAAGGGUCCUUGGUGCUUGGAGUUGGAUUGAAGUACCUGUUAUGGGGGCUAGCAUAUGCAUCCUCUUAUGUUUAGAAAGAGUAUAUUGGCUUGUGAAACCAGCGUUUUAUCUGAGCCAUUGGUGGUUGCCUUUAGGAAAACAAAUGCAUAUUUUCUUAGCAUUAUAACUCCAUAAUUUCAUUCUUGGAAAUCAUCAUAAAACGCAAUGCCCCCCUACCACCUCCACCACCUCCUCCUCCUCCUCCUCCUCCUCCUCCUUCUGUUUCUGUUAGAAUUGCUUUGCUCACCUGUUGAAUCCACUCUGCAUUUUUUUCUCUUGGGCAUAAUAUGCUUUUGAUUUCAAACAAAGCUUCCUAUAUGCCAUCGUACUUUAAUCAAUGCCUAUUCUCUGAGUAGGCGGCUCCAAAUAUAGCAUAACACGAGUGAAUUUAAGAGAGAUUCCUUGUAGAGAGGAGGGGGAAAAAAAACGAACCACCCCAAACAACAUGAAAAUCUCAUCCUUCAUUCCCUUUGAUCAACUGGUAAUUAGGCAGGUCCCUUUGGUAAGUUAGAUUCUUUCUCUUUCAUUUUGGGCUGUUGUUGUUGUUGCGUGACAUUUGUUCAGAUGGGAAGAUCUGGUUAAAGACGAUCCAGGAUGCGAUGGGAAACGUGCGUAAUUUAAUUAUGUCAUCCAGAUGAGGCUGUUGCUUUUUCUCUGUGUUUUUUUUUUCUUUUCUUUUUUUUAAAAAUCGUACAGCCGGCAAAAAGGCUUGAGGGUCUCACACCCAUUAUGCUGCAUUGUGCUUUUUCCAACCCCUUCCCUUCUUCCCUUCCCGAACAAAAAUAAGAAUUUUUUUUAAAAAAGUGUAAAGAAUUCAUUACUCCAUGGAUAUGCUGAAUAUGAACUCUCCAGUAGGGAGGAAAGGAAACGAGAGAACUCUUCCCAAGCAGAAACUUUAUUUUGCUGCUGGAGGAAAAAGGAUGAUUGUGUCUCCGCAGCUGCCUUUUGCAACGUUAGAUAGUUGUUGACCCAAUGUCAAAGUUGUGUUCGCUUUAGCGGAGGAACCUGGGAAUGAAUGAAUGAAUGAAUAUAUAUAUAUGGUUUGUCGUGAAUGCGACUGCUUGAGGGCUCCUGGAUUGGAGCUGAAAGGCGAAAGGGAAGCAGUAUGCUCCCUCCCACAUAUUGAGGUAGACCAGGUGCUUCGAUAGAAAAACUUUAUAUAUAUAUAUAUGCGUGUCAUUGGGGAAAGAUGGAUUUAUUUCUGGCAUCAACUGAUGUUCAGUUGAUUCAAGCCGGGGAUGUUGUAAUCUUUAUGACAAAGAGAUGACUUGGCACUAAUUUGAGCUUUUCUGCAAUGGAAUUGACCUGCCGCUCAUCCAACCUAAAGUCUAAAAGUGGCAGGAUGGAAAUGCCAGAAGUCCUACAGCAAAAAAAAAAAAAAAAAGGGACGAGGGACACAGCCUGAAUGUCACUGAGAAUUGUGGCUUCACGAAGGAUGGAUCUCGGUGGGACUUUGUCUACAUUCGGUUUCUUCACGGUGUCUGUUGCUGACAAUACAAAGAACAAACCUUGUUGUAUAUGCUGAUAUGUAUGUUAUGUACAUUUUCACAGUGAUUGAAUCAUUGUAAACAGGGAAAACUUGGGGUGGGUGAAGAAUCACCAUGCUGUCUAUUUUAUUGAAAAAUGAUUUAAAAAAAAAAAAAGAGAGAGAGAGAGAAAAUGGCUUUAUUAAAUUAUUACAACUGUUAUAAAAAAAAAAGAUCGGUGUAACAUGCCAUGUUGGUUUGUUUUUUUCCCCCCCUCCUUCGGUUUUUAUUUCUUUAAAAAAAAAAUCUGAUGCAAAACUUUGUUUCCCUCUUUUUGAUGUGACUUUUCUUUUUCCUCUGCUUCAAAACUCAAUGGCAUUUUAGUAUUAAAGGCAAUUCUUGAAUAAAAAAAAAAAUGGAAUUGGUUAAACAUGCCCGUGUGGAUCUGCUUGUCAAUGGAAAAAGAGGUCUGCCUACAGCUGAUCAAUUGUGCACCCAUCCUGCAGUUUGGAAUUUAUUGGUUUGAUGGAUAUCCUACCUUUUCUUCAGGAACAAAGGUUAAUUUACGUAGGCGUU